AGGAGGAGAAGUAAGCUCGGUUGUUGAUGCAGAUUCGUUGUCCAGAAUCAAGAUCGAAGGCAUUCCUUUCCAGGCAUCUUCUAACUUGCUGUUUAGAUGCCUUGCAAUCCUUGACGAGUUUUCGGUGAAGAUUGGGAUUUUUCAUGUCCUGUGGUAACAAGUAUUCAAUGGCGUUUGUCAUUCUGCCGUAGUGUUAAUGAAAGGAGCUGCGGUUGGACAAAUUUUACACUUAUAUCAGAUAUUUAAUGGGGAUCAACUGAAGUUCCAAAUAGUACUCAAUGCCAAUGGUAAACCCUAAAUCAAAAGUGUCUGGUCGUCCAAAAAUAUGCUACAGACCUAUACUACCAUCUGACCUUGACACUAUAGAGCAUUUACAUGGAAAGCUCUUUCCUAUCAGGUAUGAGUCAUUAUUUUUCCAAGAUGUAGUAAAUGGGCAUGACAUUGUGUCAUGGGGAGCCGUGGACCGUAGUCGGCCUGAGGGCCAAAAGGAUGAACUUAUUGGAUUUGUAACAGCACGGAUUGUUCUUGCAAAAGAAAGCGAGAUAGUGGAUAUUCUUGGAUAUGACUCAUCCAAAUCAGAUCAAACUUUAAUUUAUAUUCUGACGCUGGGUGUGGUAGAAGCAUAUAGAAAUCUCGGAAUAGGUAUGAAAUUCUGUCACUUUAAUCUAGUUUAUGUUCUUGGUGGUAUAAUCUGUGGUCCAAUUUCUGCUUCAUCUGCAGCUUCUUCACUGAUUCGGGAGGUCACAAAAUAUGCUUCAAGCAUUCCAACCUGCCGAGCUGUUUACUUGCAUGUAAUUUCUUACAAUAACCCAGCAAUCUUUCUAUACAAGAAGAUGUCUUUCAAGUGUGUGAGAAGACUGCAAGGAUUUUAUUUCAUCAAUGGACAACAUCAUGAUUCUUAUCUAUUUGUGUACUAUGUGAAUGGGGGCCGAUCUCCUUGCUCACCAUUGGAGUUCCUCACUGGAAUAGCAAGCUACAUGAGGAGUGGCUUCAAGUUAAUUGCUGCGAGGCUACGCAGGAAUGAUGAGAGGAAGAUUUCAAGGUGGGCAAAAUGUAAAGAAAGUCAUUCUCUUGUAUCAUCAACGCAUAACAAGAAAAACAUGGCAACUGAGUGUACUAGAUAUGAGUGUGUUUGAUUUUUCUUAAUUAUAUUGUUGGGUCUGUCUGUUGUUCCAUGUAUAAUAAUAUAUCCUUACCUUCUUUUCCUCUAGGAAAUGUCAUAUUGAAACGUAGAAUAACACCUUCUUAUUGAACGACCAUGUCCUGUCAAUAAAGUUCCCCGUGUUCUGUUAAAAGGUGAUGCUGAUUAUCUGUUAAGUGCUGCAACCAAUUACACUUGUGAUCCGGUGGACCAUUCCAAAAUUGUCGACUGGUGAUCAAGAGCUUCCGAUUUAGUUUAGCUGUAACUGUAAUUGUUGUAUUAUACACAGGACUGGUACCCACUUGAUAAUUCAAGGGUUUCCUUGGCAGAUUAUUUUUUGGUCUGUUCAAUGCAGUUUGUUACCUGUA
Neltuma alba is the source of this 1509-nucleotide messenger RNA. Its product is annotated as histone acetyltransferase MCC1-like. Gene Ontology annotation, biological process: N-terminal peptidyl-methionine acetylation. Gene Ontology annotation, molecular function: histone acetyltransferase activity; protein-N-terminal amino-acid acetyltransferase activity. NCBI's taxonomy places the organism in Eukaryota, Viridiplantae, Streptophyta, Magnoliopsida, Fabales, Fabaceae. The record is from RefSeq and is a predicted model, not a curated record. The coding region runs from base 279 to 1136 and encodes 285 amino acids. The transcript has 6 exons. Gene Ontology annotation, cellular component: Golgi membrane.